AUUGUCCUCUCUCUAUGUUUUGUCUUGUUCAAAAUAUACAUCGCACCGAUACAGUGACCGCUGGUCAACUAUUAUACUUUCAACUAAACACCUAUCAAGAAAUAUACAGAACCAAAAAAUAUUAUUGUUUUAGUUUACUAUCUGCGGAACCAUCCAAGCCGAGUUCAUUCUAAUCCACAUUAAAUUACGUCCAUGAUUAAAUCAUGCAGGCCUAAGAUUCAAAACAUCUAAAGGUUUAGUUUUACUACAGAGACUUGAGUCUUGAGCUUAAAAUAAAGGAAAUAGAAUAACCGCGGUAAAAAUGGGGAAAGAAGAGAAGCUUUAUCCCAACUAUGACAUGGAUAUAUGGUUUCGGACGUGUGAGCAAGAGGUCAUCAAACCUUUGGAAGGAAAAGUGACAGGAACUAUUCCAUCAUGGGUACAAGGCACUCUUUUGAGAAAUGGCCCUGGAUGCAAGAAAAUUGGGGACUGUCAGUACCAACACGUGUUUGAUGGAAUGGCGUUGAUACAUAGAUUUGUCGUAAAAGGCGGCCGAGCAACCUAUCAAUGCAAGUUCCUGGAAACUGAAGUGUACAAAAAGAACACUGCUGCCAAUCGAAUCGUGGUCACAGAGUUUGGAACCAAGGCUGUUCCAGACCCCUGCCGUACUAUCUUUGACAGAAUAUCAUCCAUGUUCAACUUCAGUGUGGAAGCGACAGACAACACAGUGGUGUCCGUGUAUCCUUUCGGGGAUCAAAUUUACGCCAUGACUGAAGCACCCGUACUUUAUCAAGUGGACCCCGAGAGUCUGGAGACGUUAGGACAAAAGCGUCUUCCUGCAGAUUCCCUGAUAGUAUUUCACACAGCACAUCCCCAUGUGAUGCCCAACGGUGAUCUGUACAAUGUGGGUUUAAGCACUGCCAAAGGUUAUGUCGUAGUGAAGUUUACCAAUAAUGGAAAAGGCAACAUGUUCGAAAAGGCAGAAAUCGUGGGCAGUGUCAAACCAAGAUGGAAACUAAAUCCAGCGUACAUGCAUUCAUUUGGUAUAACCGAGAACUACUUCAUCAUCAUUGAACAACCCUUAUGCAUUUCCCUCGUGAACAUGAUGCGUCGAGUCAUCUUCCCUGACGCCUUUUCUACAGCUCUGGUCUCCUAUCCAGAAUACGAGACAAAAAUCAUCCUCAUCCAUCGGGACACUAGUGAAACAACUCAGUACACUGUCGAUAACUUAUACUUCAUGCACAUAAUUAACAGCUUCGAGCAAGAUGGGAAGGUGAUGCUCGAUCUGUGCUCUUACAAAGAUGGAAAACUCAUUGAUGCCAUGUACCUAGAUGCUGUCCAGACAAGAGAAAGUAACCCGGACUACGGCAAAUGGAUUCAGAGUCGCCCCAAGCGCAUCACCAUCCCGCUGGAUGCACCGCCGAUGACUAAAGUUAAAGCUACACUUAUUGGUGAUGUGGGAAUAGAGGUGCCGAGGAUCAAUUACGAAUUCAAUGGUCGGCCGUAUAAAUAUUGCUAUGGAAUUGGUUCUGAUAUAGACACAGAGUACAAGGGAGGAAUACUUGUAAAAGUUAAUGCUGAAACAAGAAAUUCUACAGUGUGGCACGAGCCACAUACUUAUCCAAGCGAACCUAUAUUCAUCCCCCAUCCCGAUGCGAAGGAGGAGGAUGACGGUGUCGUGCUCAGCGCAGUAUUGUGGGGUAAAGACGACCACAAAGUUACAUUGCUAGUGUUAAAUGCGAAGAAUUUCGAAGAAAUCGCGAGGGUAGAUUUUGUCACCCCCUCACAGGCUCCUCGAUGCUUCCACGGCUGGUAUUUUCCCGACCAGACUUCAGCAAAAUGAUCAAACUUUCAACUGUUUAACGAAUUAAUUGUUUUAAUCUAUUUAUUAUGUUAAUGUGUUCAUUGUAAAUAAACGCUGCGUAUUCAUCCAUG
This is a messenger RNA of Maniola jurtina (meadow brown), 1914 nucleotides long. RefSeq names its product carotenoid isomerooxygenase-like. The transcript has 13 exons. The record is from RefSeq and is a predicted model, not a curated record. Gene Ontology annotation, biological process: carotene catabolic process; retinal metabolic process. Gene Ontology annotation, molecular function: carotenoid dioxygenase activity; beta-carotene 15,15'-dioxygenase activity. NCBI's taxonomy places the organism in Eukaryota, Metazoa, Arthropoda, Insecta, Lepidoptera, Nymphalidae. Bases 302 to 1822 code for a protein of 506 amino acids.